This is a messenger RNA of Lasiosphaeria miniovina, 2995 nucleotides long. RefSeq lists its product as uncharacterized. The coding region runs from base 304 to 2724 and encodes 806 amino acids. The record is from RefSeq and is a predicted model, not a curated record. Gene Ontology annotation, cellular component: nucleus. NCBI's taxonomy places the organism in Eukaryota, Fungi, Ascomycota, Sordariomycetes, Sordariales, Lasiosphaeriaceae. The transcript is spliced from 7 exons. Gene Ontology annotation, molecular function: transcription cis-regulatory region binding; DNA-binding transcription factor activity, RNA polymerase II-specific; zinc ion binding. Gene Ontology annotation, biological process: regulation of DNA-templated transcription.
GGCCCGGCGGUUCGUUCAGGGAAGGCUUGUGGCGGUUUAUGAGACUGAGCGGGUACCUGGGCCUGUGUGUGGGACUGUGAGCGAGCGAGUGCGAGUGCAGGUGCGAGUGCAAGUGCGCACCUGUGACGUACAGCGCUGGCUGCGUGUUAGGUUGCACCUGUUUGUCUGUUGUUUGCUUGGUCUGUCUGGGCCUGUCUGUCUAGGCCUGCCUGGCCGGUGUAGGCGGGUGGUGGUGUUGUGCGUGUGCGCGUCUGCAUUGCGUGUGCUUGUGCGAGUGCUGCGUUCGUGUGGUGGCUUUCUCGAAUGGACCCGCCAGACAUUGGCGGCGUGGUGGUGGCGGCUGCGGCGGCGUCGGAGGGCGCGCGCGAGUCGAAGCACUAUCACAAUCACAACCACAGCAAUGGCAACGAGCAGAGCAUCUCCAAUAGCCGGAGGGCCGCCGCCUGCCUCGUCUGCCGCCGCUCCAAGAUCAAGUGCGAAAAGGGCCGCGCCCAGAACGACGACCGCUGCCAACGCUGUCUCCAGCUCGGAGUCCAGUGCGUGCGCCCCGACUUCCACGUUGGCCGCCGCAAGGGUGUCAAGAAUAAGCGCACUGGCCUGGAAAAGGCCCUGCACCAGGUCGAGCAGGCCGUUCGCCGCUCAGCUUCUGCUGCCCAGGGCAUCGAGCCCGCCAAGAUAGUGUCGGAGCUCAAGGCUCUCCUCGGACCCCCUUCCCAUGGAUCCGCUCCGGAACCCGGCGCUAGCCAGUCUGCUAGGGCCGGACCCCCCAGGCAGUCCUCGCGCCGCCACAGCAGCGACAUCCUGCUGCCCGAUGCAUCCUCGGAUGCCGGCGAUAGCUCGGGCUCCGAACAGGACGGCAUGAGCAUCCCCCAGGACUCUACUCCGUCUCAGAGCCAUGUGGCCGAGGAGAGCCUCGCUGUCGACGAUGCCGAGAACCCGCUCCAGCUGCUGGCUCGCGCGUCCGAUCUCCAUGUGUCGCCCAAGUCUGGGACCGACCAUGUCGCUGCAGACGCCGCCGCUCACCACCGGCUGCGCCAGAGUAAACAGAGCGAGAAGAUUUCCGAAGUCGAAAAGUUCUUCAAGCUCAGCCAGUUCACCCUCGACGCUGGACCCGAUAUGGAUCCCGUCAACCUGGGACUGAUCACCGCGGAGGAGGCCGAGACCCUUUUCAACUUUUUCCACCACAACCUCGCUCACACUCGCUGGGGCCUGGAUCCCGAACUCUACACGGCUUCUUUCACGCGCUCGCGGUCCGCCUUCCUCUUCACUUCGAUUGCCGCUUCUGCAGCCCUGUUUGUGCCAUCGGCGUCCGCUCUGUCUCGGAGGCUGUCCAACCACUGUAAGGCACUGGUAAACCGUAUCAUGAUUGACCGCUACCGCUCCGUCGAGAUUGUCCUUGCCUUUAUGGUCAACGUUCCGUGGAUGUUUCCGGGCAAGCAUAGCACCGACGACGAGACCUGCUGGUAUGUCUCUAUGGCGACGACCAUGGCCCUGGACUUGUCACUACACAAGAUACUCGUGCCAUUGGCCUCGCUCAAAGACGGCCACCACGGCAGCAUCGCCCGUGCCGACUGCGUUGAUCCUAAAGUCGCCCUAGCGCUGGACGGCUUUGGAGACGUGGACCCCAACUCAGAGCUUGGCCUACGGCUCUUGCGCCGCAGAGAGCGGUGCUGGAUAUCCCUUUUCGUGCUUGAAAGAGGGAUGUGUCUGGCGCGAGGGCGGAGCUAUACGGUUCCUCUCACCCCUAUCCUCAGGGGCUGCGACCAAUGGCAUCUUUCAAGCAUCGCGGACACAAUGGAUGGACAUCUUGUCUCCAUGGCCGUUCUCCGCAGAGAUUUAGAUGCCCUGUUCACGUCCAUUCGAGCCGUCUGUGACGGAUCCCGCGAGACACUGGCAGAUGGAGCACUGAUUGCGCAGUCAAUCCAAAUCACUGUCGAUAAGUUCUUUGACGAGUGGCACGCCAAAUGGGGCAUUUCCAUCGGCAUAGGACCUCAGCAUCGACUGCCCCCUUACGUACAGAUCCUCGUAACACACACGAGGCUGUCUAUUUAUAGCAGCGUUAUUAACCACCCAACAGCCCCGACAGAAGUGCGGCACUUCUUCCACGCGGCCGGGCUGUCGUCGGCACUGAACGUGAUGCGGGCAGCUAUUCACGGCGAGGGACAGCUCUCGAGCAUGCCUAAUAACACAGCCAUCAUGAUAUCUUUUGCUGCGUGCUUUGCACUUCGGCUCAGCGGCCAGUUCGCGGGCAACUCGAACUUGGCACCCAGCGUCAGGACACUGAUCGAAGAGACGGCGGAGGUCCUGGAGCGAAUUGGCUCGGCAACCAAGCACAGGAACGGGAUGUCGGCAUUGUAUGGCAAAUACCUCAAAUACAUUGUGAAGAAGGCGGCAACCUCGUCGACUGCCGAGGCGCCCCGGCCCCGGUCCAAGACAGAGACGCUGUCGCCGCGUCACGCAGCACCCUUCUCGCGGAACCCCCAAACAAGCUUUGGCGUGGCGACCGAUCCGCCCAUGUCCAACGCGACCGUCUCGGCCGGGUUUUUGGAACCCCCAAUCUGGUCCGAGCCUAUUCAGUUCUCCUCCAUGUCCGACGACCAGAUCGUCGAGGCGCUGAGUAGGGUCGGCAACGAGUUUGAUCCUGGCCUGAGCAUGUAUCCAUGGGACGAUGCGGCCGCGCUAGACUGGCUCAAUUGGUCUAAUCUGCCCGACUUUGGGUCCUGAGAAGCAGCUAGCCGGGUUGCCUCAACUGAUUGUUUACGCUGUCGCCCGGGCCGGGGGCGACGAAGCCGAAAGACCCAUUACAACCUCUUGCAGUUUCUCCAUGAAGACGAAUGUCAAAACAGUAUGUGGUCUUUGUCGGAAAGGGGAGCUAGUUAGCUUCCGGUUGGGUCCGGAGGGAUGGGGCCGGGAGACUUACGUUAGUCGGAGCCAAGCCGGUGUCCAACCCUUCAUAAGAAACAAUGGACCUUCGCUCCUCAUUCCUUCGCGGAUU